GACACUAAGCUUUUUGACGUAAAGCUUGCUGAUCUACCUGCAUGGUUUGCACGACGCGAAAAGACUCCCUCGGCUAUGUACAAUGAAUUCAUGAGAAAUAUCUGGAGGGUGCACAACAAGUGGUACUCAGGACCUGUAUACAAUAACACCGUGAUAGCCGCUCUUUGUCGGGAAGGCGACUUUGAGCGUACUCUGGCUUCGAAAGAAAUCUUGGACUGGAAUCGGUUGCAUGGUCCAAAUGGCCUUCAGCCUCUGGUGGGUAGGGAUGAGUACGGUCAAAAUGACGGAAAACUGGGAGGAUGA
This is a messenger RNA of Strongylus vulgaris, 303 nucleotides long. NCBI's taxonomy places the organism in Eukaryota, Metazoa, Nematoda, Chromadorea, Rhabditida, Strongylidae. The record is from the annotation of a GenBank genome assembly.